ACCAUCGAGACACCAGUCACCAACACCAAGCUCCAAGUCUGAUGCGAUUUUAUAUGCCGAGGGUAUCGUGUAUACAUACGUAUACAUAUACGUAUGCAAAUGCAUACAUAUAUAUAUAUAAAACGAUCUCUCAGCUGUUUGUCCAACUCCAAAGUAGUCCGAGACGUCAAGAUCGUACCACGCGAAUUUUCCACGCUGCAACGUCGUGUUUAUUUUUAGUCUCGAGUGUGCCAUGUCACGUCGUCGCAUCAACUCAUCGACAGAAUUUUUGCUGCGUAACAACGUGCCACGGAAUUCUUAGGAACUCGACAAGGCAACGCAUAGAGACUCGCAAUUUACUUGACAAUAAUUCUCUCGUGCGAUCCAUUCGCUGCGAGUAUCUAUGCGCCGUUGAAAUUGAAAGUCAGCUGAUAACUCCAUUGAGGAUCCAAUCAUGAGGAAGACUCGCGUCAGCAUCUUCCGCGAUAUCUACUAUCAGCCGUAUGACGACUGCACGAGGCUGAAACUCUAUUCCAGCAGCAAAGCUAGCUUACAAUUAAUGCAACGCAUGUCAUUGCUGAAGAGAUUGAAGGUCCACAAUGGUUGUGUGAAUUCUAUAUGUUGGAACAGCAAUGGAGAAUUAAUACUAUCUGGAAGUGAUGAUCAACAUCUCGUUUUAACUAAUGCACAUAAUUAUGAGGUAUUAACAGAUUAUAAGACAAGUCACAGGGCAAAUAUUUUUAGUGCCAAAUUUUUGCCUAACAGUGGGGAUCAUCGUAUUGUUUCUUGUAGUGGAGAUGGCAUUAUUUUGUAUACAGAUCUGAUGAGAAGAACAGAAACGUUUCAUAAUCAAUUCACUUGUCACACCGGCACUACUUAUGAAAUUGCGACAAUACCCGGUGAACCGCAUAGUUUCUUAAGCUGUGGAGAAGACGGGACUGUGAGAUGGUUUGAUCUCAGGAUAAAGGACAAAUGUAGCACUACAAGAUGUAGAGAGGAUGUACUAAUCCCGUGUCAAAGAGCCGUGACCGCUUUAUCUGUGAAUCCUGUAUUGCCUCACCAAAUAGCGAUCGGUUGUUCCGAUAGCACUGUAAGAACAUUCGACAGAAGAACUCUUGGUACACCGGCCACCGGUUGGACAGACGCGGAAAGUUCAGUGAGACCACUGUGCAGUUUCACUGUCCCAGAAUUCGAAGGCAAUUCUUACAGGAUUACGUCGUUGAGUUAUAGCCCGGACGGACAAGACGUCCUUGUCAGCUACAGCAGCGAUCAUCUGUAUUUAUUCAGUAUUAAAGAUCAAGGCAGUUUACAGAUGCGAAAAGAUGCAACAAUGGGAAAAGGAAAAGGAAAGAAGCAUCCGUUAAGAUCGCCUCAACCAGUUCGUCGUUUGAGACUUCGUGGCGAUUGGUCCGAUACUGGUCCCGAUGCACGUCCAGAAAGGGAAGGAGGACGUCGCAGUGGCACAGAAAUCGCUCAGGCAAGACCGGUAUUGCAUACGUCCUUGAUGCAAAGAAUGACGGACGUGCUCAGCAGAAUGUUAAAUGACCCGGCUACACGCGCUGCUCUGAGUGGUGGAGGUGAAGAUAGUUUGGAAGGUGUCAUCGAACAACCAGAAGUCCAAAACGUUGAGAACAAUCCUGAAUUGAACACAGAAAGAAGUAGCGACACGGUUGAAUUGAGUGCAGAGCAAAGAAAUACUUCGGAAACAAGUGGUAUAGGGAUACACCCUGUAUAUAUGGUAUACAUUUUGAUUGAUUUGUAUAAUUCUAUUAAAGUGUCGUUUUUAGAAAAUCCGAGCAUGCGUACUGAUAGAGUUGAAAGUACAAACAUGGAUGAAACGAUUAAUACCGAGAUACUUCAAACGGGAGAAAUUGAACAAUCUCAGGAAUAUAACCAAUUAGGAUCACCGAGUAUAUCGGCAGGUAUGAACGAUGAUGUUCCUAUGGAAACUGAUUCUAGUCAAAGCGAACGGGUGCAAAUUACUUCUAUAAGAUGUACAACUAGUCGUGACAGAACUGAGCAUGAUAAUGUAUGGAAUCGAAAUAGAAAUGAGGAUGAAGCCUCAUGCGGGAAUAUAACGAGUAAACAGGAGAAUAUGAUGGAGAAUCUUCAGGAUAGAUUAACAACGAUGCGAGAUGGUUUCCUCGAACGACAUGGCAGUGAACCUGCUGUGAGUUUAACAUAUUCUGACAAAAGUUCAACUAAUGCCACGAUAUCACUUGGUGUUGGCGACGAAAUGACUCGUGACAGUUACCAUCCAGGACCAUCUGGAAGUAGCGAUGGAACUCUUGAUGCAGGUCCGAGCAGUAAUCGCAACCAUCAUUACAAUGACAAAACUAAAGAAGAUGUGUAUAUUGAUAGCGAUGAUGAAGAUAUCCAAUCUGAUGAAAGAUUAUUAAAUCCAGUCGAGGAAAUGGAUGAAGCAAUUGCCAAUGCUCGUUCAUCACAAGGACACGAAACGUUCGAUGAUGCUUGUCUAACGGAACUCCGCGUCAAACGAAAAUAUAUGGGACAUAGGAAUGCCAGGACCAUGAUCAAGGAAGCGAAUUUCUGGGGCAACGAUUUCGUCAUGUCGGGUAGCGAUUGCGGUCACGUGUUCGUGUGGGAAAGAGACACUGCAAAGUUGUGUAUGCUGUUGGAAGCAGAUCAGCACGUGGUCAAUUGCCUGCAACCGCAUCCGUAUCUUCCAAUGCUGGCUACUUCUGGCAUUGAUUACGAUGUUAAAUUGUGGGCGCCGAUCAACGACGAACCAAACUUUGACGAAAAGUUUGCAGAAGACCUGAAAAAGAGAAACGCAGUUAUGUUGGAAGAGACCAAAGAUACAAUUACUGUACCAGCGGUUUUUAUGAUCAGAAUGUUGGCAUGUCUCAAUCAGAUACGCAGAGGUCGAGGUCGCAACAGGAGACGGAGCAGCGACGAGGGUGGCGAUUUACGAGGUGGUUGAGUCGUCUUCGACGUACUGCAAGUAAUAAUAAGCGAUAAUAAUAAAACGAAACUCGCGUAUCGAUUGAAACUGUGACUAUAUGAUAAUCCUUUAUUUACCGAUCAAAUCAAUAAAUAUGGAAGAUCCUGAUCGGCAUGAACAGAUCUCGUGAUACCUUAAGUCCAAUUCGAACGGUAUUUUGGUGUAAAGAUACAUUUAUAAAAUAUCCGAUGGCAUUGCGAAUAUUAUAUUACGUAUUCAUAUAUAUCUUGCGCUUAUAAUAAAAUACCAAAUUGAAAUGGAUUUAAUCAGUACUCGAUUCCUCGAAUAGCGAAGUUUAUAUCUUUUCUUUAUCUUAUGUACAAUUAUAUUUAUAUAGUG
Molecule: messenger RNA, 3283 nt
Organism: Mycetomoellerius zeteki
Lineage: Eukaryota; Metazoa; Arthropoda; Insecta; Hymenoptera; Formicidae
Product: DDB1- and CUL4-associated factor 6
Exons: 15
Coding region: 434-2923 (829 amino acids)
Biological process (GO): positive regulation of transcription by RNA polymerase II
Cellular component (GO): cytoplasm; Cul4-RING E3 ubiquitin ligase complex
Molecular function (GO): protein binding
Source: RefSeq, a predicted model, not a curated record